This is a messenger RNA of Xenia sp. Carnegie-2017, 1128 nucleotides long. RefSeq names its product collagen alpha-1(XIV) chain-like. The transcript is spliced from 4 exons. Bases 124 to 927 code for a protein of 267 amino acids. Lineage: Eukaryota; Metazoa; Cnidaria; Anthozoa; Malacalcyonacea; Xeniidae. The record is from RefSeq and is a predicted model, not a curated record.
AAAAGUUGUCUUUAAGGUCAUUACUGAUUUGACAUUAUCAGAGUUCGGAAGAGCUUUCGCUAAGACGUUGACAAGUUUGCUAAAAAGUUGAAGGAAAAAUUAACAAAACAUUGCAGUCUUAACAUGAAGUUGGCAAUUACUCUUUCUACAUUAACUCUUGCAUUUGUUUGUGGAACAACAUUUGUGGAGAGUAUUCACCCAUUUUGGUUACCAACGACAAAACCAAUGCCCACUUUACCUCCAAUUAGUGACAAGGAGUUUUAUGACAAAUUCAAACAAAUUCCUCCAAUAACUGUGACAGCAGAUAAAAUUGUAAAGAAAUUCUUUCGUCUGCCAUCUUCUGUCCUGAAUAAACGAAGAAUCUACCUUGAAGACACAGCUGUUGUAAUGGAUUCAUCUGGUUCCAUUGGAGAUUGCGAGUACAAGAAGGGAAAACAAGCUAUAAAAAAUCUCAUAAAUAUAAUAUUACCUGACAGCAUCGACGGUUACUGGGCUGGUGUUCAGUACUCCAAUAACGCAAGAAUUAUGUUCAAUUUCUUUCCUGCUUCACAAGCUGCCACAAAAUCUGAUUUGUUUUUUUUUGAAAAUGGAGGGACGAACACUGCUGACGGUUUAGCAAAAGCAAAAGAUUUAUUUGAUGAUCCUACGAAAGGAAGCCGUCGUGGUGCACGUCAAAUGGUGUUCCUUGUGACAGAUGGACAGUCAAACAUAGAUCAAGGCCAAACCGUUCCAAAUGCAAGAAAACUGAAAGAUGACGGUGUAGAAGUCUUUGUUAUCGGUGUUGGAGAUUUUAGCAGUGGAAUUGAAGAAAUAGUUCAAAUUGCUUCAUUACCAGUGGAAGAUCAUGUUCUCAGAGUUAAGAGCUAUGGAGACAUGAUCGAUGUUGUCAAACUUGUGAUCAAAAAAUUAAUCCCGGUCAAUAUGUAAUAGUUGAGAAAAUUCCUCCUCCUUGUUAAAAGUGAUUAACCCUUUGUCGCACUUGUAUUUUUCUUCGAGAAAAAUUAAAUUUUUGCAUUAAAUGUAGCUAUUUUUAAUGACAUGGAAGUUGAUCUAACUGAAAAAAAAGAUAAAUUAUGUUACAAUACUGCUGUCUCUGAUACACAUAUUACAAUCUUAAGCAAAAGUAAA